CAUAUAUAGACCUUCCCUCCUCGGUCGGCUCUGCCAUUGCCAUAUCUGCCGCCCUCGCCUCAAGCCAUGUCUUCUCCCGCAUCCCGUCAGUUCGCACAGCACGUGCGCGUCUCCUCCACCGACGAGCUCUCCUAUGCCUCCUCCGCCAAGGGCGAGAUCAACGAGACCAUCCAGACCAUCGUCACAGGCCGCAAGUGCUGGAAGACCAUGAAGGGCAAGGGCGAGGUCGUCUGGCCGCCCUAUCUCGAGGCCGCCCUCGUCGAAGGUUUGGAAAAGUACCAGCCCGUCGAGAGCCGCACGACGCGUGCCUUUGGCCGCUUCCCCAUGCGCAACAAGUUCAUCUCGGACUACAUCUUCCAGCGCACCGGCAAGCGGCGCACCCCCAAGCAGGUCGGCAGCCGUCUCCAGCAGCUCCGAGACACCACCGAGGGCAAGCGCAUCCUCCAGCUUCUCUCCAGUCGACAUAUCGCCAUGAUGCAGCCCAAGGCCGAGCGCUCCCCAGAGCAGCUCCCCUCGUCCGCAUCCUCGUCGGGCUCCAGCAUCCCGCCCGGCCCGCCCUGCAGCUACGUCUCGAUCGACGUCUGCCCCGACUCAGAGUACACCUACUCGCCCGACCCGAGCCCGAGCCUGACGCAAUACUCACACGCGCAGGGCCAGUACCGCACGCAAGCCCCGCGCCCGCUGCGCGCGCUCGACCCGACGGUCACCUUUGUCUCGCGCUGCGCGCUGCAGCAUGCGUACUCGGCGUUCCGCGUGGUGCGAAGGGACAUGGCUCACUCGUCUGGCAUGGGUAACGGGACGUUGCAUGGCCAGGCGCAGGUGUUUGCGGAGCGGACGGACCUGAUGCUGCACUCGAGCAGCAUGACGCCCGCGCGUGUGUGGCCAUCCCAGAUGGAGUGCUCUUUCCUCUAUCGCACGCCGUUCGUGCCCGGAUUCUGGCGCGCUCUUGUCGAGUGUGGUGACCCGACGCCAUAUACCAUCGUCCAGGAUAUCGUUCGCUUCUCUGGCAACGGCAAUGCCCCCGGAGACGAGCACAAUGGCAAGGACAGCCCGGGAGGACAAGAAGAGGUGUUGUUGACUGUGGUAUACUCUUUCAACCUCGUCCACGGGCAGACGCGCAGCUCGCUUCUGUCGCCCCCUCUGUCGCCCGCACACUCCGUCGGCACCUUCUCUGCAGAGUCGAGUCCCGAGCUCGGCUCCGAGCUGAACGACUACCUCCUCUACAACAACCACACGCUCUCGUCGACCGCGUCCGCGUCCGCGCCGUCGCUGCCUCUCCCGCCCGUGCACUCGCUGCACCACAUGUCGUCCUCCGGCUCGCUCGAGCCCGCGCUGUCGUCGCUGCAUUCUUCGCCGCACGCGAGUGGGGGUCGCCCGGGCACGAGCGGCGGGUACAGUAGCGCCGCGACGCCGCAGCUCGUGCAGGCGGGCGAUGAUGGAUACGCGAGCCUGCCGCCGAGCCCGCUUGAUUUGACGUUUGCGCAUGGCGUGCAGGAGGUGGGCGUGCCGGCGAUGAGCGCGAUGGGCAUGUGUGGUAAUGCGUAUGGCGUGGAGUACCAUAGCCACCAUGCGGGGCCCGCCGUGUACACCGGAGAGGGCACGCACCACGCUCAUACCCACGCGUCGAUGUCUCAAUAUAACUUUGACGCGUCGUUUGGCGCGGUUUAGGAUAGCGCGAUGCUUGUCAGAUGUGUAUACCCGCGCUGGCUGUCACGAUGCUUUAUCAGACGCGUUUGUCGCCCUUUUCGACGCCCGCUUGCACCCUCCUUGUCCUUGAUCCUCGAUCGCCGCUUGCGGAUAUGUAUCCAUGUAUCACCUAUACCUGUAGUAAUGCCCGCCGUUAUCCUCCAAGCCCUAGGCCCCAUGCCCACGAUUGCGGAUAUGCUUUUCUGCAUUAUAUUUACACCUUAUUUUUCUCGCUCCCUCCCGCUCGCUCUCUUGUUUGCUUCCACUUGGU
Molecule: messenger RNA, 1957 nt
Organism: Laetiporus sulphureus 93-53
Lineage: Eukaryota; Fungi; Basidiomycota; Agaricomycetes; Polyporales; Laetiporaceae
Exons: 6
Coding region: 67-1668 (533 amino acids)
Biological process (GO): regulation of transcription by RNA polymerase II
Cellular component (GO): transcription regulator complex
Molecular function (GO): DNA-binding transcription factor activity, RNA polymerase II-specific; RNA polymerase II cis-regulatory region sequence-specific DNA binding
Source: RefSeq, a predicted model, not a curated record